This is a messenger RNA of Penicilliopsis zonata CBS 506.65, 2223 nucleotides long. RefSeq lists its product as hypothetical. NCBI's taxonomy places the organism in Eukaryota, Fungi, Ascomycota, Eurotiomycetes, Eurotiales, Aspergillaceae. The transcript is spliced from 2 exons. The annotation marks the transcript as partial. The record is from RefSeq and is a predicted model, not a curated record.
CGUGACUCGCUGCGCAAUAUCCCCAGCAUCGUUCUUAAUGAUGGAGGGUCGCGGCCAAGCUCGCGGUGGUCGGAACGGAGAUGGACAGGUCUGAGGAGCAAGAAGUCAUCCGAACUCGAAGACCCGCCACCGCCACCGCCGCCAUUACCUAGCGACAUGUCGCAGCCGUUCAAUGGGAUCAGCCUGGAUAUCCCCACGGCGGAGUUGGAGGAGAUGCAGUCACUGAGAUUUUCCAAGCGAGGGAGUCUGAUCAAGAGCUCUCCGAAACCGCAGGCACAACAACAACCACAACAACCACAACAACCACAGCCGCAGGAAGUGCAGUCGGAACAGUCUACGUUGUCAGCUACUUCCGCACCGUCGGCUACGUCUACGGAGCAGACCGAACAGACCGAUCAGGCAGAGCCUAGGGUGGUUGCGCGGAGGGCUGAGAGCAGCAGACGAACCAAGGUCGUGCUGUCCGCUCGUCUACGCCAGUCGACUCUGUCAUCACGCGCCAUUUCGGCAGACGAGGAUAUGCUGUCUCGCCGGGUGCGGCUGAUGUACGAAAAGGGCAAUGAGAAUGUCAGCGAUGCGGAGGUUGCAAAGUCGAUGGCACUCGAGAAUGGGGUCUUGUGGGAGGAGGGCGCAGUCAGCGGCACCGACACCGACACAGAUACAGGCACUUGCACCAACGGGCGACCGAGUGAGACACUGCCCCGUGUGAGUUCUGAGGAGGCUCGGGACGCUCGGGACGCUCGGGACCCGGCCUUGUUCAAACGAGAAUCCAACGAGCUGGCUGGCGGUAUCGAAUACUGGCAGAACAUCGGGGCCGGUGAUGUGGAUCGGUACGGCUUCAUCCGGCGCAAGACAAACGAGUCGGGCGAUGGCACCGACCCGAACCCGAUCCAACGCGUGUCGACCAGUCUCCUGCUGGCCUCUGAGAGUCCGCGGCGCAAACGGUCGACAAUGCGUCCUCCGUCAGCGCUGACCAGCAGCAACCGCUCCUUUACUGGUCGCUCCCCGACCCGCAAGCUGUCCGACACAUCGAUGCGGCCGACCUCAUCGCAAAGCGGCUAUGGCACGCCCCUCCGCCGGUCCACGUCGCGGUUUCGCUAUGCUACCAACCACCUGCCGCACAACCGUGAUCGCCGCAUGAAAGACGAGGCAGCAGACAUGCUCACUCUGCCGCAAAUGGCUACCGCCGGGGACGGACCGGACUCACGGCUGUCGCGCGCGAUCAGGAAGAAAGAAUGGGAACGCGAAGACAAGUGGACGAAGAUGGCCAAGCCGACGCGCAAGACGCACGACGGCGGCGGCAUGCGGUUCGAGUUCGACACCCAGAGCUCCAAGCUCAUCGAGCGCACCUGGAAGGGCAUCCCCGAUCGGUGGCGAGCGACGGCGUGGUAUGCCUUUUUGGAGGCGAGCGCGCAGCGCCGUGCCGACAGCCCCUCGGAGACCGAGCUGAUCGAAGCCUUCCACGAAUACCAGUACAUCUCCUCGCCGGACGACGUACAAAUCGACAUCGACGUGCCGCGUACGAUCACCAGCCACAUCAUGUUCCGCCGCCGCUACCGAGGCGGCCAGCGGCUACUGUUCCGCGUCCUGCACGCCAUGUCCCUGUAUUUCCCCGACACGGGCUACGUCCAGGGAAUGGCUGCGCUGGCUGCCACCCUGCUCGCCUACUACGACGAGGAACACGCGUUCAUCAUGCUCGUGCGGCUGUGGCAGCUGCGCGGCCUCGAGCGACUCUACCGCUCCGGCUUCUCCGGCUUGAUGGAGGCCUUGAACGACUUUGAACGCGAAUGGUUGGAGAGCGGCGAAGUAGCCGCCAAGCUGGAAGAGCUCGGAAUCCCCCCCACCGCAUACGGCACCCGCUGGUACCUGACGCUAUUCAACUAUUCCAUCCCCUUCCCCGCCCAGCUGCGCGUCUGGGACGUCUUCAUGCUCCUCGGAGACGCCGAGGAAGUCCCUGUUCGAUCCCACGCGGGCAAGGCCUCUUCCCACGACACAACCACCAACGCCUCCUCGUCCUCAUCACCGCCAUCCCCGUCCUCCUUCGGUCGAGGCCUCGACGUCCUGCACGCCUCCUCCGCCGCCCUGAUCGACGGCAUGCGCGAGAUCAUCCUCGACUCCGACUUUGAAAACGGCAUGAAGGUGCUCACCAGCUGGGUCCCCAUCCGUGACGUCGAGCUCUUCAUGCGUGUCGCCAAAGCGGAGUGGAAGGUCCAUCACAAGAAACGU